This is a messenger RNA of Gadus chalcogrammus (walleye pollock), 5252 nucleotides long. RefSeq lists its product as uncharacterized. Bases 246 to 3011 code for a protein of 921 amino acids. The record is from RefSeq and is a predicted model, not a curated record. The transcript is spliced from 8 exons. Lineage: Eukaryota; Metazoa; Chordata; Actinopteri; Gadiformes; Gadidae.
AUUUCCAGAUUUCCAGCCCAAUCUGGCAGCACCGGCUGAGUUACGUUUCGGCCAGUGUUGCCAGAUUGGGUGGGAAAUCGUGCCUAAUGUGGCCAAACUGAAGCAUUACUUCCAUCCAACACGACUCGAAUGCACCAUGCGCAGCUAGUCGGAUAGCCGGAGAGGUGGCUCGUUGUCUUGGGACCAAACCGUAGCUUGUUGUUGACUUAUUGCUUAAAAACAAACAUGAGCAUGCGCCCGAGUGGAUGGAUGUCUCCGUAAAACCGGGAAGAAAUCGCGUGUCUGUCAUGCUCACUCCACAAACCUCCCAGAUGGACGGGGCUCCCCCCCUCCCCGCCCCUCCCCUCUCCUCUCCGGGUCGUGGAUGGGACCUCGGAGCACCCUGGCUGGUCAGGGACCAUAAUAUCACUCAACGUGACCAUGACGAGGCCAGUCAUCACCUUUACGUUAGAGAAGAAGUCAUUCAUCAACGUCAGGACUGUGUCGGUCGUCACCUGGACGUUGUGGGUCAUCACCAUCAGAACGAUGUGGGUCAUCACCGUGACAUCGACGUGGGUCAUCACCGUGACAACAAUGUCGGUCAUCACGCUGACAACGAUUCGCGUCAUCACUGUGACGAUGUCAGUCAGCAACAUGAAAACAAUCUAGGAGUCACGCCCCCAAACUCCACCAGACCACCCCUCCAGGACAGGCGGCCUGGCCUGUCGGAGGAGCAGCAGCUCCUCCCCCUCAGUCUCCUUAAGGAGGCGCUGGCGCCCCUCUGUCUCCGUCUGGCUGCUGUGGAGGCCGGGCUCGAACGCUUGUGGCUCCACCUGCCUCUGCUAGUCAUGCAAAGGGGUGGGAUUAUGCUGGAUGAGGGCGGGGCCAUGUCAGGGGGCAUGGCCAGGAAGAAUAGAACCAAAGGGGCGGCACCAUGCACGGAGACCACGGCCCCCGUCUCCUCCACCAGGACCUGUGUGUCGCCUCUAUUGAAACCAACGCCCUCCCGCCUGACCUGCAGGACGCGCCGAGAAACGGCAACGCCCUGCCUCACAACGGGAGGGCCCUCCAACCUGACCUCUAUUUUGCCCCCGGCAACAGUAACACCCUCCUUAGCUACAGGAGCACCUUCCCACCUGACCCGGGCAUUGUCCCUAGCAACAGGAACUCAAACCCUAUCAAUGGGAAUGCCCUCCCACAUGACUAGUCCAUUGCCCCUUAGCACAAGAACACCCUCCCUAGCAACGGUAACGCCUUCUCACCUGAACUGUAAAUCGCCCAUAGCAACAGAAGUGCCCCUUUUAGCACCUAGAUUGCCCUCCCUAACAACAGGAACGCCUUCAAUAGCGACGGGGAGGCCCCACCUAGCAGUGGGGUGUCCCUCCAUCCUAGUCUGCAGGUCGCCGCUAGCAACGGGUGCUGUGACGACUCAGAGAGCAGGUUCCAGCACCAUGGGGGAGGAGCUUAAGUCCACUGCGCUGGAAGGGGAGGUGCCCGCUAAAGGGAAGAGGAGGUGGUCUUUGAACGGGGGACAUUUUCAAUUGAAAAAGACUGCUGGUGGCGGCAGCAAGCCGAUGUCAGGAGAAAAAGGAGGUGGGUCCUCAGGACAGCGGAAGGAGCUAAAGGGAUUUAAGAAAAGAAGAGUCUGCAGGGACAUUCCCAAUUCCUGUCCCACUGCUUCAGGGGUAACGUCCAAUGCGACCAUCGUCCAAUCACAGUGUUCUAUUCCACCUCUCCAUCAAUCAAGUAAUAUGCUGUUGCCAUGCGGCCAAUCUCGGCUCCCCCUCUCGCACUGCUUAGACAAAUCAGUGAGCUCUCGCGUCCCUGGCCGUUCGUGGCCCAACGGUGCCACUCAUAACGUCCUGUUUGUUGGAGACUAUCCACUAUGCCAAACAUGUCCAACAGACCCUACGGCACAGUCUGACCAAUCACAAGACAUCUUGUGCAGCCAUUCAGUCAGUUACUCCGCACCACUUCCUUGCCAAUCUGAGACCUCUUCGCCACCUCCCGGCCAAUCAGAGACCUCCACACCAUCUACAAGCCAAUCAGGGACUCCCAUCUCCUGUUUGUUCUGGUCAGGCUCCCCCACAGACCAAUCAGGAUGCUGCUUCUUUUCCCUCCGCUCACCACAGGGCCGAUCACUAACCGCCCUCCGAAUCAACUCACCUCAUGUCUCCAUGACGACAGGCCUUCGGCUCCGCCCUCUUCAUGCUCUUGUCCACCUCUCGCCCGUUGCCAUAGAGACAGCAAGGCUUUGUCUCCUAGCAACAGCGGGCCAAUGGCCUCCAGAACGCCCGCUGAGAGACCGGACAGCCCCGCCCGGUCUGGGGAACGACCACAGUUAUGGAAAACCUUUGGCCCCCAAGUGCAGCUCUGUAAGGUCCCUCUCCAGAUGUUCCCGUCGGCUGAAGAGGCCCGGGGCUCACGGCUCAUUGGCCGACGGAGCGGCCAGCAGCACGGCUUCAAGCCAAUCACCGGCUCCCACUGCCGCAGAGCACCAACGGAAGACUGGACCACGGAAGACCGGACAGGUCACGCUUGACCUGGACCUAAAGGUCCGGAUCAAGCGUGUAUCUGAAAUCCCAAUCAGGAAGUCGAUGCCCAAACGAGACGCUGAGCUGACGCCCAUGGGCCUCCCCCGACCCAAGAGACUAAAGAAGAAAGAGUUUAGCCUGGAGGAGAUUUACACCAAUCAGAACUAUCGGUCGCCUAGCAACAACAGCUUGGAGACUAUAUUCGAGGAGCCACGGGAGCGAGGUGGGCGUGUCCUCUGCAUGGCUCACCAAAAGAGGCCACGCCUCUUAGACUUUAGCCAUGCCCCCAGGCCGAGAAGACGUCGCCUUGGACCAGCUGGAAGUGGACUCAUCUCCACGGCUCUGCUGACGUCAUCCAUGCGCUCGUCAGCAGUGACUCGCAGGCGUUGCCGUGCCAACGGGGGCCUGACUGGCGAUGAGGAGGAGGAUGCUGAUGUGAGGCUGGUGGAGCGACUGAGCGCACUCGAGGACUUUCUAUCUCGCAGCGGAUUGGAUUAGCUGUGAUUGGAUGAGGUGUGAUUUGAUGAGAUGAGAUGGGAUUUUACAAAUUGUGAUUUCUCUCCAAGACAUAUUCAUUUAAUUAAAUGUUUUAUUUAUUAUAAUUGGAUUGGUGUCUAUCUUUUUACAGAAUAUGUGAUUACUAACGGUUUUCUGUUCUUGCCAAUUUUAAAUGAUGAAAGAAAAUGCAAUGUUGUUCUAGACUUUUCAUAUUUUAAGUUGUUAAACAUCGAAGUUUGGAAUAUGGUAUCAAGUUUUCACAUAAUCGUGUUAAUUGUUUUCUUUUGAAGGUGCAGUAGGUAUUAAGUGAGUUGUAACGAAAGAGAGCUGAAGAGAGCAUCAUUUAGAAAUUAAAAUACCGAAAGAAGUCCCCUCCUUCUCUUCUCCUUGUUGCAAGUGUUGCAAUUCACAUAGCUGUGAUUGACAUGCAGGAUGGAUUAUCUUAACCAAUCAGGAAAUGGAUGACCUUAUAGAUCAGAAAUGAUCUGGAAGCUUUUUAGUGCAGGCGCAUGAACUCGAAACAGGUAUUCUUACAGAGAAGGCCAGGCCAUUUGUAACAAUUUGCACAAAAAUCAUAGCUCAGAUAGUGUGUGAAAACGGCCAACGGCCACGGCCAGAUGGCCUAGUGUGAGUGCACCCUUCACACUGGCAGAUUUGAGCACGGUUAGGUGUGAAAACGGCCAAGGCCACGGCCAGAUGGCCUAGUGUGAGUGCACCCUUAAAACGUUCCUACAGCACCUUUUUAAAGGUACAAUAUGUAACCUAAACAUCAAGCCGUUCAAUUAGAAGUACAGUCCCAAUUCAUCCUAUUUGAGCUCACGCCGAUUGCAAGGUGGUGUGUUCAGGGACACUGAACACACAAGAGCAAGACGAGCCAAGCGCUACAUUAUUCUUUGACAAUGACAAGCAACGACGAGUCCUACACUGGAAGGUGAUCCGCUAAUGGAUACGUGUUUCAUUUAUUUAUUGUUUGCAAAUUAUAAACCAGUUUAUGUGGCAUCCGUCUUGAAAACCUUCUCGGCUUCUAAGUUGUCUCCAUCUGUCAAAUGUGUUGUCAAGCUGUUGUCAUGGGGCUUCUUGGAAAGAGGCCGAGUCUUUUUAGGUGUGGUAGAUUCCAGUAUAGUCUCAGUUGAUCCAGUUGGAAAAGCCAGUACUUGGAUUUACAUGUUUCCUUUAUCUCUGAUGCAUAUCAUGGUCAUUGUAUGAUGGAGUACAGUACAUUUGUAACAUAUAGCUCCUUUAACAAAUAAUAUAUUUUUAUAAUUAACUAAAAGAAGGAUCUGUGAUUUUUUAAUAGCAUAUACUUUUUUUUAUAAUUGUAUAUAAAGAUUUGGAAAUACGUUUUUUACAUGCAUACACAUUUUGAUUAAUUGUAAAUGUUUAUUGUUUAACAAUGAAUUAUAGUUGCUGUUGAGAACACUACUGAAGUCAGGGUUGUAGUAAACCAUAAAGAGUACAAUUCUGUGACCAGAUUUUGUAGAAAUUUAUAAAAUAAAAUAAUAUAUCAGAGAUUGUUGAAUUACUGUAUAAUCCCAUGAAAAUCUGAAUGGUUGUGUUUUCAAAACCUUAGAAUGAGCCUUUAUACACGGGGAACUGGUCUUCUACCAAGGAUUGUGCAACACCAUGUUUCUACUGUACUCUGACAAUGACCGCGUGUUGGAAGUAGGCUACCUCCUAGCCCCUGACAUGCCAACAUAGUCCACCAUAGAUCUCCUAAAUUGAGAGAGGUCGGGGUAUUCAGUUGGUCGCAAUUUACGACCUUACUGGUCGCUGCCACUGAGGCCUGCACCCUGCAGCCAUACUUAAAAAAAAAAAACGAACUAGUUAACAAUGUUAACCAACACUCAUUUGUACAUUUGCUAGAGACGAGGUGUUUGAACUGGUAUGACUGGUUACUGCAUUCUAAAUAUCUAUUUGCAUAGAUCUCCAUCGAGAAAGAUUUUAUAUUACAGUGUGAUAGGAUAGGAAUGUAGUCAGUCUUGUGUGAUGAAAAACAUUUUGUCGGGUUUUCGCCAAUAAAAGUUUUCUAAUAAAAUAUCGACAACUUCUUCCCUUCUUCUUGCUCCGGGAACCGUGUACUGGGACUACACCGAGCUCCUAGGAAGAAAGGCUGCGACUGGAUAGUCACAAAAUGAUGUCCUAUGUCCUUUCCUAACCUCUUUUCCUUGGCCUCGAUGGAAAACAUCUUGAUGGGAAGCAAAAUUACAACCCAAAACGUACUACCGGUAAUAAGCAUGAACA